Molecule: messenger RNA, 4671 nt
Organism: Frankliniella occidentalis (western flower thrips)
Lineage: Eukaryota; Metazoa; Arthropoda; Insecta; Thysanoptera; Thripidae
Exons: 21
Coding region: 251-3871 (1206 amino acids)
Biological process (GO): proteolysis
Molecular function (GO): cysteine-type peptidase activity; cysteine-type endopeptidase inhibitor activity
Source: RefSeq, a predicted model, not a curated record
CUUGCCUUGCUGCUUUAUCAGCUGAUGAACGAUGCGCACUUUAAAAGUACAGUGACAACAAAAACAUUAGAAAUCAAUAAUUGUCGAGGGAGGUCAGGUCAGGUCGAGCUGCGGUCCAGACCACAGAUACGGAAACCCAGUCUACCGUCGCCGUCGCUGCGUCGCAGCCCCUCCUCAGCAGUCUGACUUGUUUUGCCAAGACGAGUAGUUGGUUUGGAUUUUAAGCACCUGAGCCAAAGCUCGUCAUGCGAUGGCGGCUUUAGUAAAAAUCUGGGCACUUUUUGUGCUGUCUUUGUGCUUUGCUGUUGCUUGCAAUGGUCAAAAUGGUGCAGAUCUAUCUGAUCCUCAGCGUACGGAGUAUGAAAUUCUAGCCGAUGUUAGCUCAGGUGCAAAUGAGGUACUUUCUGGGACUCCUCUGGUUGUUUAUGAAACUGUACCACCCCAAAGUACUGAAGAACAAGACUUGAAGGUUGUUAUCCUUGAUGAUGUAGCAAACCAAAGUAACAAAGGUUCUGAGUCUAUCAGUUCCCCUCCUAACAAUGAAGAAAAAAAGGAGCUGCCAGCCAUUCAAAAGAAAGCACCUUGUUUGGGAUGUCCCAUAGAAGUGGACAUAAGUAUCCCUGAAAACCUUGAAAAUUUGCAAAGAUUGCUGAAGCAACCUCUUGCAGCUAUGGAAUCAACAAGCAUCUACAAGUAUGGCACCCCAAACAUCCUCUCUGCCAAAAAACAGGUUGAAUUGGGCAUUAGAUACAUUAUUACAUUUGAAGCUCGACGCACUUUGUGCCCAAUUCCAAGUGGUACUCCAUCAACCCCAGUAGAGUGCAAUCUUCAAGAUGAGGAAAGUCGUGUGUGUGUGGUAGAAAUUUUAAAGAAGAUUGAUGGAUCACAGCUUGUAGCAUUUAAUAACUGCACUGAUGAUGAAUCCUCUACGGAAUUUCAUAAUAGGGAAUCUCAUGAGAAUGCUUUUGAAGGAAACUCUCCAGACAGUAGAGUAGAUAUGGAUACAAUUAAUAUAAAGCCAGUUGAUUUCGUUGAAAGGUUUGAUGAUCUAGAAGAAGACCUGGAAAGUACAGCUAACAAUAGUCCUCAAGAUACCGAUGUUACUGAGGUUGUUGAAAGUAUCCGAGCAAAACGGUUGGCCAAUUUUGGAGCCCUACGAGAUGUUGAUAAAAGUGAACAUGACUUGAUCUCUCAGUUUGCUGAAUUAGCUGUAAAGACUCUUGAUGAAGUCGAUCCAGACAACACUAAAAGAAUUGUGUUGGGUGUGUCAGAAGCCAAGAAACAAAUAGUGAAUGGUAUAAUGUAUCAUUUAGUCAUUCAAGUGGGGACUUCAACAUGCCGAGAAAAUGAGGGAAGUACUAGUGAUGCAAACUGUGUUGAAAACCACCUGUAUCCAGAAAAAGUAUGUCGUGUUCAAAUUCAUCGUAGCUGGGCAGAUGAAUCUCCUCUUAAUGCCAAGGUUGUCAAAUCAGAGUGUGCUGAUGUCUGGCCUGAUGACUUCCCUUCUGAGCCACUUCCUACUGAGAGAGUAAGGCGCAGCAGUCAAGAAAAUUGGCCUAGCACUGAUGGCUGGAAAAAAUAUGACUUGGAGGAUCGUUCUCAAGGAGAUUGUCUUGAUAAAGUUAUGACCUCAUUUCAAGAUGUUCUCAAUGUAAAAGAUGUAUCCAAGGUUGCAACUAUUCGUGAUGCUCAUACACGGGUGAAUAAAGAGAGCAUGCAGCCGGAAAUGGUGAUCACGAUCCUGUUGACCGAUCCAGCAAAACUGAAGAUGUUAGGUGAUGUUAAGAAGCCAAUGGUUGUAUCAUCAAGGGUUGUUUGCACUCAACGACUGAAAAGGUCACCUGGUGUACCUGGAGGUCUCUCAGACGCUGAUGUCAAUGACCCGCAUGUGAUGGAAAUUACACAAUUUGCCUUGGCUGAAAUUCAAAAGUCUGUCAAUAGUCCUUAUCAACACACUUUAGUUCGUAUAAUUGAAGCACGCCGCCAAGUUGUCGCAGGAACCCUUUACCACUUUAAACUGGAAGUAGCUCCAACAUCAUGCCUCAAGACUGAUCAGUCCAGUCAAAACUGUGCUUCAAGUAAUUCUGAGCAACUUCUUAUUUGCACUUUGAAAGUGUGGGAUCAACCUUGGACUAAGUUGCGUGAAGUUCAAGAUUUGAACUGUGGCAGUUCUCGUUCAAAACGUGAAGAACCACUUCUUGGUGGACCUCAAACUAUUGAUGGAGAAGAUCCAUAUGUUAAAGAGCUGGCUAGUUUUGCUGUUGCUGAAAUUGAUAAGGGGUUGAACAGCCCCUACCAGCAAAAAGUUGUUCGAGUUGUGGAAGCUAAGACACAAGUAGUUGCAGGUACUCUGAUGCAUUUGAAGUUGGAACUUGCCACUACCAAUUGCCUUAAAAAUGAAAAGGUUGCGUCAGAGAAUUGUGUUCACGAUUCUGAUCAGGCCACAACUAUGUGCAGUUUAAAAGUGUGGGAUCGAUUGUGGUUAAAAAAGCGUGAACUUCAAGAUGUUCAAUGUGGAAGAACUCGAUUGAAGAGGGAGAUCCCUGGGGAACAAUCUCUGGAUAUAUUUAAAGAAGUGGAUGUCAAGGACCCUUAUAUAACUGAAUCAGCAAAUAUUGCCCUUCAAGAAAUUGAUCAUCAAACGAAUAGUCCAUAUCGUCAGAAACUUGUUCAUGUACUUGCUGCCCAAGUCCAGCACUCAUCAGUUACCAAUGUAAAAUUGUACUUGGUUGUUGGCCAUUCAACAUGCAGGAAAUCAUCAACUUCAAGUAACUGUGCUCUUUUAAAGGAUACUGAUAAACAGACAUGUCAUGUUCAGAUGGUUCAUAUGCCUUUACUUAAGGUUAGAAGAGUAACAAGUUUAAAAUGUGCCUCAUUUGGAUCUGAUAAAAACCUCCGACCCCAUAAUCAUCUGAUUGGUGAAGAUGAUGUGGAUUUAAGUGCUGGGUUGUUCAGAGACUUCAUUCAUAGUUUCAAUAAAACGUACUCCUCUGAUGCUGAACUGCAGAAACGGUUUCACAUCUUCCGAGCUAAUCUGAAAAUCAUUGACAGACUGCAAAAAGGGGAACAGGGAACAGCACAAUAUGGACCCACUAUAUUUGCUGAUUUGAGUCCAAAGGAGUUCAAAGAUACAUACUUAGGACUUCGCAAAGAUUUACACCAAGAAAAUGGAAUUCCCAUGAGAAUGGCAAGUAUUCCCAACAUUAAAUUGCCAACGUCAUUUGACUGGAGGGAUCAUGAUGCCGUAACACCUGUCAAAAACCAAGGAGCAUGUGGAUCAUGCUGGGCAUUUGCUGUGGCAGGAAACAUAGAAGGUCAAAAUGCCAUCAAACAUGGAAAACUAGUUUCGCUUUCAGAACAAGAGCUCGUAGAUUGUGACACAUUGGAUGAUGGAUGUAAGGGAGGCUUGCCUGAAAAUGCUUACCAAGCAUUAGAAAAGUUAGGUGGCAUUGAGACUGAAAGUGAUUACCCCUAUGAAGGUGACGAUGAACAAUGUCAUUUUAAUCGCAGUGAAGCUGUGGUUCAAGUAAAGAGUUCUGUGAAUAUUACUACAAAUGAAUCUGAUAUGGCUAAAUGGCUUGUCAAAAAUGGUCCUAUAGCUAUUGGUAUUAACGCUAAUGCUAUGCAGUUCUAUGUUGGUGGAGUUUCUCACCCUUUUAAAUUUCUGUGUAGUCCAGGAAAUUUAGAUCAUGGUGUACUCAUCGUGGGCUAUGGUGUGCACACUUACCCUAUGUUUAAAAAAGAACUUCCCUUCUGGACUAUUAAAAACAGCUGGGGGGAGAGGUGGGGUGAACAGGGUUACUAUCGAGUGUACCGGGGUGACGGUACAUGCGGAGUGAAUCAAAUGGCCUCCUCGGCUGUGAUUGCCUAGAUUAUUAACUUUGAAGCUUGGAGCACAUUCUUUAUUAGGACAGUUUUGUCAAUGUAAUCCUGUCGGCUUUUGUGGGGUGUGUAUCUCUUAGUCUAGAUUUAAGUAUGUGAUAAUAUCACACUGCAUCGAUCUGUAUCAGUAUGCUAUCAAAGUUGUGGUGAAUCUCUGACAAUUUAGGUGAAAUGUGACUUGCUCAGUUAAAGUACAACAGGGUGGUCAUUUGUCACAUCUUUCUUCUCUCUUGUGUAUAUUUAUCUAUCUAACAUUGUGGUCGACUUGGUUGUGAGGUAAUGUGAUGAAAGAAAGCUUGAUGAAGUAUCCCCAUUUCACUAUCUUGUACCUUUUGUUCUGUGAUUUUUUUUUAUUUUGCUGUGUAGUGGAGCUUUUAUUUUAUCAGCUUUUAUGUUAUGAACUACUAUUAACUGUUCUUAUACUUUAAUACUGAAAAUGUUGUUUUUUACUUGAUGUUAACUCCAUCAGCUGCUUUCAAAACUUUGUUUCUGACUCACUCAACUUUAAUGUGAUAAUAUUUCAGUUUACGUUUUGUUAUUGUAGUGACAAAUGCUUCAAUUUAAUGUAAAUUCCCUAUUGGAGAACAUACUGUUAACUACUGGUAAAGUUCUCCAGGAACUACUAUAUUAUUCUGUCAAGUUCACUUCCCUUAAGUCACAAAUACCCAAGUGCCAAAAUAAGAAAUGCUUACAUUUUUCAUUGAAUCUCUUAAUAUUGUUGUUCUAUCUAGUGGGAGACCACAUUUUGUGCCAUGACUCUACACAUCAGUAAUAAAUCAUGGAAACUUA